UGUAUUUUAAAAAAAUUUUUUUUUUUUUUAUCGUUAAAAAACUGAAAACCGAAUGUGACCUUUUUUUUUAACAACUUCUCAAAAUGAUCUCAUUGUGUUACUGGUUUCCUCUCCGAAUUUUCACCGCGAUUUCAAAGAAUUCUUCAACUUGAAUGCUAAAAUUUUGUUAACAAAAACUUUGAUAAUAAGUUACUUAAUUAAUAUUCGAAAGCAUUACUGACGAUACAGAUUUUCGCUUGAAGGCUUCCUAGCUAGCUGUCAGGUAGACAGACUCCUGGUUUAAUAAGUGAUUUAUUCAGUUUUCGGGAUUAACUUUCUAUUCAAAACGAUUGCUCGCAUUCUUUAAAUUGAUCUGCGAGCAUAAAUUAAGAAUAUGUUGUGAGUUUCACGUGUGGUAGAGUAUUCAAUGCAGGCGAGUAUGUGAUCUAUUUCUUGUAUCGUAUAUACGAGCAAUUAAACUACCCUUUAAAUUCUGAGCAGCAUUUAUCAAUAAUGGCGCCUAUGCCCACCUCCAAAAAACCCAACAAUGCCAAUCCAAAUUUCCUCUAUGCCACGAAUGUAAGCGACGGAAGUAGCAGUCCUACAUCAUCAAGCCCACCAUCGAGUACAGAUCCGGCCAAAUCGCAAUGCUCCUCGCUAUCGGAUGGCGAAUCAUUUGAAGGUUAUGGUGAAAAUGAAUUGGGCAGCAUACACUUGAACCAUGGCGGCCAAUUGCAUGAUGGCUCGAACAAUGAACGCAAAAUUAAUUUGAACGGUUCAGGCGUCCAAUUAGAAUUAAAACCUCAUAGUGGUCACUCCUCAACGCCACAACAGCAAGAUGAUGAUUUAAAUAUUUUGCCGCGAGAUAAUUGGGCGCGCAUGAGUCUGCGCCGUACACCAAAUAGCAAUCCCGAUAGUUUAGCUAAUCGUCGUUGGGGCUCCAUGAGACAUUCCGGCAGGCGGCAAUUGGGCUCCAAUGCCUUAGCCAGUCAACUUUAUAGAUCAUCGAGUUUUAACUCAUCUGGCCGUAGUUCCAACUGUGAUACAACCGAAGACAUGUAUAGCGAUGUUAGUUUGGAGAAUGUUCAGGAUAUUAGUUAUAAGCUGGAACUAUUGCAACGUCAGGUUACCGAUUUGGCCGAUACACAAAACAAUAUUGCCGACGAUCGCACCACACGCACAAAAACCGAAUAUGCGGUCUUACAGGCGCGUUAUCACAUGCUCGAAGAGCAAUUUCGCGAAGCCGAAUUGAGAUCGGAAGAACGCUUGGCCGAAGAACAGAAACGUCAUCGUGAAUUGUUGGCUCGUGUGGAGCGUGAGGCUGCAUUGCAGAAUGAAAAUUGUCAAAUUAAAAUUAAAACGACAGAAAUUGAGGCGAACGCUCUGCGCGAGGAAAAUCAACGUUUAAGACUCUUGUGCGAUAAACAAGCGAACGACUUGCAUCGCACUGAAGAAAAACUGGAAUUGGCACGCGAUCAAAUUGUUGCAUUGCAGCAAGAUCUUGAUGAUGCCACGAAACGUGAGCGCAAAUAUGAUCAGGAGAAGAAAUCAGCCGAAGAUCUUAUGCUUGAAUUGAGUAAAGAAGUGGAACGUUUAAGAGCCGAAACAGGACCCGCCAUGCCCACUACAUCGCUAGAGUCUAUAAGACUAGAAGAAUUGCAUCAAGAAUUAGAGCAAAUGAGACAAAAGAAUAAAAGUUUGGAGGAACAAAAUGAAGAAUUACAAGCUGCUGUGCUUACAAGGGGCGUUGAAGAGGGCCGUCAUCUUUUGAACGGCACACUGAACAGCUUGGCCCAAGAAUUAGAGGAAAUGUCACAAGCACAGGGGUCUGUGGAUUCGACCACAUUAGCGUCCUUAAGUCAGCUGCAGCAAGCUUUCCAGGAGAAAGAGGAAGAGAACACCCGCCUCAAGCAUUACAUUGAUACGAUAUUAUUGAAUAUUGUAGAAAACUAUCCGCAAUUAUUGGAAGUUAAGGCCAUAGAGAAAAACUAAUAAUAAAAAGACAUCAAAAUUUAUAUAGAGUUAAUGGAUAGAUAAAGCAAUUAAGCCCUGAACAAACAAUAAUAAUCCUUAUACCAAUCAUUCAUGGAAAUUCCUACUUAGUAUUAAAAUAACAACAAAUUAAAUAAAAACAAAUUACACAUUUUUUUCAAAUAUUAUUUUUAUAUAGACAUUAUUGUUUACUUUCUUUUUGCAAAAUUUUGUAACUCAAACUGUCUCUCAAAUAUCUUUUUAGUGUUUUAACCCUCAAAUAAUUGCCCAUUGAAAAAAACUAUAUCAUUUUAUACUAAACAACAUACUUUUUAAAAUCCAUUUACAAAAUUAUGAUUUCACAUGGAUCGUUGUUUCAUAAAAUUAAACGCCUUAAGGUUAUCAAAAUGUACGUAUAUAUAAUUGUUGCAAACUUAUUGUAGAAUCCCGUAGUUAUUGUAAAUCACUUUUAUAUAAAUUUUACAAGAAAAAAUAUAAAAAAACACAGAAAAAAAAAUUAAAAAAAAUAAAAGCAUGAAAAGCAUUGAGAAAAAAAAAAAAAUUGAAAAUAAACUAAAACAUGUGAUUAUGUACGAUUGUAAUUGAUUUCUUAAGCAUUGUGACAUUAAUCUUUUUUAAUAAAGCGAAAUCGGGAAAAAAUGUCGUGCAAAUUGUUAAUCUAAAGAAACUAAUAUUUGAAACAAAUAAAGUACAUUUUUAAGAUCAAGCA
Messenger RNA from Glossina fuscipes, 2680 nucleotides. It is a transcript of the gene nuf, whose product is annotated as rab11 family-interacting protein 3. Gene Ontology annotation, cellular component: cleavage furrow; midbody; endocytic vesicle. The coding region runs from base 493 to 1971 and encodes 492 amino acids. Lineage: Eukaryota; Metazoa; Arthropoda; Insecta; Diptera; Glossinidae. The transcript has 13 exons. The record is from RefSeq and is a predicted model, not a curated record. Gene Ontology annotation, biological process: regulation of cytokinesis; endocytic recycling.